UAGCCAAUGGAAAUGCUGCUGGGUGAUAACAUCCACAUGCGGGUGACAGAGAGGAGCCAGAACACAGAGAGACGGACCUUAACUCCAGAACCACAGAGAGACGGACCUCAACACCAGAUCCACAGAGAGACGGACCUCAACACCAGAUCCACAGAGAGACGGACCUCAACACCAGAACCACAGAGAGACGUACCUUAACUCCAGGACCGCAGAGACACAGCGAGGCAGACACUCACUCCAGAACCACAAAGACAGACCUUGUCUCCAGAAAUACAGACAGACCCUAACUCCAGAACCACAGGUUGACAGACCCUAACUUCAGAACCACAGACAGGGGAGACAGACCCUAAGUCCAGAGCUACAGACAGGGGAGACAGACCAUAAGUCCAGAGCUACUGACAGGGGAGACAGACCCUAACUCCAGAGCUACAGACAGGCGAGACAGACACUAACUCCAGCACUUCAGGCUGACAGUGAGACAGAGAAAUUGCCCAUGGGCAUCAGUCUAGUACCUUCACUGGAACCCCAAACAUACCGGCACACAGAAGACAGUACAGAGCAGCGGAAGGACCAUCUGAAAGACAAGUCUCUGGACAGACCACGGGCGAGGCACACACACCAGUCAGACCAGCAGAGACAUCUCAGCGGAGACCAGCUCUAAUCGAGCUCUGCCCCCUCUGGAAUAAUCGCCUCUAACGGCGAGGUUGGCCCACGCGUCGACAACACAGAACCAGGCAGCAGGAUGUACAGACAGUUUGUGUUAUCGCUCCUGCUUGCAGGCGUCCUGUGUGCAGUGGGCGGUGACACUCGCAAGACCCGCCCCCAGGGCUCCAUCCCCUCCCCAUUCAAAGGGAAUGGCAACACCUCCGACCGACGCGCCCGCAAACAGGAAGUGCUGGCCUCCAGCCAGGAAGCUCUGGUCGUCACAGAGAGGAAGUACCUGAAGAGCGACUGGUGCAAAACCCAACCCCUCCGGCAGACGGUCAGCGAGGAGGGGUGCCUGAGCCGUACGGUCAUCAACCGGUUCUGCUACGGCCAGUGUAACUCCUUCUACAUCCCACGGCACGUUAAGAAAGAGCAAGAAUCAUUCCAGUCCUGUGCUUUCUGCCGGCCGCAGAGGUUCACCACGCUGACCGUGGAGCUGGACUGUCCUGACCUUCAGCCUCCCUUUCGGCACCGAAAGAUCCAAAGGGUCAAACAGUGUCGCUGUAUAUCGGUCUCCGUCAGUGACUCCGGCAGACAGUGACACUUGCCUCUGGCGUCAUCUUGAAUCACUGUUUAUCUUGUACAGUCCCAACAUACAGACAUUCCUUUUCGCCUUGUGAGAGGCUGAUUCAUGAGAGUAGAGUUACAGUAGGGUGACAACUCACAGAAUGACUUCAUCGGGGGCCUAGUUGAAACACGACGUAUGGCCCCCCUACAAACGGAGGAACGCCAAUAAGUGCGCGUGACUCGACACAGCCCGAGGACUGCCAUUUCAGCCAAUCUCAGACCCACCUCACCCGCCCUGUACCGAAUCCUAGCUGCUUAGAAAUCAACCACACAGCUGUAGCCUUAGAGAACACUACCUGCUCAUCACCAAGCUGUAGGCUGGGCUGUUCCACAGGAGACUGCUACAGGGUUGUUGAAUAGUCGCCAAAUUCUCAGCGACACGAGUAACAAAGGCAACUUCACUAACAAAAUGUACUGUGGGCCAGGGAACGUCCCAAAUGUCAGAAUGGGCCGACGCCACCCAUUUCAAAGUCUAUUCUUAUUGUCAUCAACGGCAAGCCAAGUUUUUCUUAUGCCUGUCUGUAGACCCAAGGUUUGAGGACAUUUCCUAAAAAUCAUCCCCUAUUUCUAUCCCCAGGUGAAACCAGAGGCUUUUUUUUUUUUUUUUAUAUGUUGAUACUUCUUGGUAAAUCUAGCUCUUUUGUUGCUCCAAACUAUAUUUAAUGUGUAAAAGGUGUUCAAUUCUCUUAUAGGGGCUCAAGUGACAGCUAGACAGUGGUGUCACUCUAUCUGGGCAUCAGUGAAUUCAAAUCCCUGAAGUAGUCAAAAAAGAUGUACUGCCCACAACAAAACCUAUGAACAAAUACCAACAACAUUUCACCUAAAUGCAUUUUUUGUGUGCAGGAAAGGGGUAAAUGAGUUAAGAGCUAUACUUCAUAUUGCCCACAAUUUACCAGGCGUUCCCUUGAAUAAUGUCCAGGCUUAGAUCUGAUUGUCUAAACAAGAGCAAGUCCUUAAAGGACGGCAGAUCUCCAGGAACCAAGAUAAAACCUACAGGACGGCAGACCUCCAAAAGUAGAGUUAAAACCUAUAGGAUGGCAGACCUCCAGUAAGAGGGUUGGGCAGUGCUGGCUUAUGUAAACACAAUCCUCUCAGAUCUUCACAAGUAUAUAUAGUAUAGGGGUGGAUUUUGGGACAGGGUCUGUAAAUCAGAUGAGGGGUUCAAGGGGACAUGCUCUUGUUUGGGUUCUGUACCCAUGGUGUCUGGGUCAAGCAUCAGAGCAGCUGCAUGCCCAAGGCUGUAUAUCACUGUCCAAAUAAAAAAAUAUUAACAGACUCACUGAGCAUCAUACAGGAUAUCUAUACCAUGGUACAUUACAAAAUAAAUGUAUAU
Molecule: messenger RNA, 2605 nt
Organism: Esox lucius (northern pike)
Lineage: Eukaryota; Metazoa; Chordata; Actinopteri; Esociformes; Esocidae
Gene: grem2b
Product: gremlin 2, DAN family BMP antagonist b
Exons: 2
Coding region: 743-1246 (167 amino acids)
Biological process (GO): animal organ morphogenesis
Molecular function (GO): BMP binding; receptor ligand activity
Source: RefSeq, a predicted model, not a curated record